AUGUCCAAAGCCAAGUUUCUGCGUGAAUACAAACUUGUGGUCGUCGGAGGCGGCGGCGUCGGAAAGUCUGCUUUGACAAUCCAAUUCAGUCAGAAUCACUUUGUUGAUGAAUAUGAUCCAACCAUUGAAGACUCGUAUCGCAAACAGUGCAUGAUUGAUAAUGAAGUCGCACUCCUAGACGUGUUAGACACAGCUGGUCAAGAAGAGUAUUCUGCAAUGCGAGAACAGUAUAUGCGCUCAGGCGAGGGCUUCUUGCUUGUGUACAGCAUUACAAGUCGAAGUUCUUUUGCAGAAAUCGCCACGUUUCACCGCCAAGUCUUACGUGUGAAAGAUAGAGACUAUUUCCCCAUGGUCAUGGUGGCAAAUAAGUGCGACUUGGAGAGUGAAAGACAAGUUAGUACAGCAGAAGGUUAUGCGAUGGCUAGGUCCAUUGGCUGUCCUUUUGUUGAAACAUCCGCAAAGCAGCGAGUAAACGUUGACGAGGCUUUCAAUGACCUUGUCCGGGAAAUCCGUCGGUUUAUGAGAGAAGAAACAAGCUAUCGUGGAGUAUCGUCCCAGGAAGUACCUGGCGAGAAUGGUAUACUAGCGGCAGAUUCUUUACGUGAUAGUGGCGUGGAUAAGAGCUGCUGCAAGGGGUGUGUCACGAUGUAA
This is a messenger RNA of Malassezia globosa CBS 7966, 651 nucleotides long. RefSeq lists its product as uncharacterized. NCBI's taxonomy places the organism in Eukaryota, Fungi, Basidiomycota, Malasseziomycetes, Malasseziales, Malasseziaceae. The record is from RefSeq and is a predicted model, not a curated record. Gene Ontology annotation, cellular component: plasma membrane. Bases 1 to 651 code for a protein of 216 amino acids. The transcript has 5 exons. Gene Ontology annotation, molecular function: GDP binding; GTPase activity; GTP binding. Gene Ontology annotation, biological process: Ras protein signal transduction.